AUGGUUAAAAAUAGUCAUCAUGGCGGUUCAAAAACGCUUGGCAAAUUAUUUCAACUAUAUUUGCCAGCUAAAACUCAUCGGACUUAUUCUUGUCUUCAUUGCCGAGCUCAAUUGGCUAAUCAUGAUGAAUUAAUUUCUAAAUCAUUUCAAGGUAGUCAAGGUCGAGCAUAUCUAUUUAAUUCUGUUGUUAAUGUAAAUACAAGUGCUGCUGAAGAACGUGUUCUACUAACUGGUUUACAUGAAGUAGCUGAUAUUUAUUGUGAAUGUUGUAAAACUUUGCUUGGUUGGAAAUAUGAACAUGCAUUUGAAUCCAGUCAAAAAUAUAAAGAAGGCAAAUAUAUUAUUGAACUUGUACAUAUGAUUAAAGAUAAUGGAUGGGAUGAUGAAAAUGUUGAUCAUUCAGAAUAUUUAAGAAAAUAA
This is a messenger RNA of Rotaria sp. Silwood2, 420 nucleotides long. NCBI's taxonomy places the organism in Eukaryota, Metazoa, Rotifera, Eurotatoria, Philodinida, Philodinidae. The record is from the annotation of a GenBank genome assembly.